Molecule: messenger RNA, 2220 nt
Organism: Taeniopygia guttata (zebra finch)
Lineage: Eukaryota; Metazoa; Chordata; Aves; Passeriformes; Estrildidae
Gene: BORA
Product: BORA aurora kinase A activator
Biological process (GO): activation of protein kinase activity; regulation of mitotic spindle organization; regulation of mitotic nuclear division
Cellular component (GO): nucleus; cytoplasm
Molecular function (GO): protein kinase binding
Source: RefSeq, a predicted model, not a curated record
GCGGCGCGGCGGCGGCCGGGGCCGGGUAACGGCGGCAGCAGCAGCAGCAGCGGGCUGUGCCCGCGUUCUCGGCAUUCCCGGCUCGCCCGGCAGCGCCUCCGCGGCGGCGGGGCUUGGGAGAGCGGCGAGCGGCUCGGCGCGGUGGCACCGUCCCGGGGAGAAACGUGAGAAGGUAUAGGUUGGUGUUAUGGGUGAUACAGAAGAAGCUAAAAUGCAGAUAGCACCAGAAACUCCCGGACGAGUCACGAUCCUGAAUCCUUUUGAAAGUCCCAGUGAUUAUUACACUCUUCAGGAGCAGAUUGUUUCCAGUCCUUCAGUCUUUAAGUCAACGAAAUCCUCAUCUACACCAGGAAAAUUCAGAUGGUCUAUUGAUCAGCUUGCUCUAAUAAAUCCUGUGGAAAUAGACUCAGAAGACAUUCGACGCCAGGGAAUGUAUUUGAGCCAUGCUAGAAUGGAUAAAGAGACAGAAGACAGAAGGCAAAAAGCUAUUGAGGAGUUUUUCACAAAAAAACUCAUAGUUCCUUCUCCUUGGACUGAACAUGAAGGCAAACAAGUUUCUCAGUUUAAUUCAACUAAAUCUAUAGAUAUAAAUAACAUUUCUCCAAUUGGAAGACAGCUGAGCUUGCAGGUUGGGAAAAGCAAUGCUGCUUGUCAGACAGUACUGUCUUUGCCAGUGGAUUUUAAUUUAGAGAAAAUACUAGGUGAAUAUUUUAGAGCUGAUGAAUUUGCAGAUCAGUCUCAGGAAAAUCUGAGCUCUUCAUCACUCAGAAGAAAGCUGUUCUUAGAAGAAAAUGGGAACGUAUCUGCAUGUUUGUCCCCUUCUUUGCAUAGCCCAUGUGGUAGUCAGCCACUUGGAGUGCUUUGUUCAAUAGAAUUAUCUCCAGUCCGGUGCAGAAGCCCUCUGGACACAUCUAGUUCAGGUCAGUUUUCAUCAAGUCCUAUUCAGGGAGGAACAAGAGCUUAUAGUCUGGGAAGUAUAACCAGUCCCCCAUUUUCAGAGAGGUCUCCUGUACCUAAUGGUUCUCCUGCUUUUUCACCAAUUGCAUUUCACAUAAGAAAAACACCACUCUCAGACCAAAGAAAAUUUACAUUUCGUUCUCCAGAUGUUCCUUCUUCCUCAAGUAGAAUGACACCCCCCAGUACAAGGAGUCCUUACAUAGAUGGUUGUUCUCCAAUUAAAAAUUACUCUCCUAUGAGACUUGGAGCCUGUAGAGGAACUGCCCAAUAUCAGACUUCUGUCAUUAGAAUACCAAUUGCAGUUGAGAAUCAUGAUGAGGAAGACAAGGAAAACACUUCUCCAGCAGAAGCUCGGUUCCCAGAAAUGGAUAAUGGAAUAAACGUACAUCAGGAAGACAGUGAUACUUUUGCACAUGGUACACAUCUCGUGGUGACAACUGUGUCUAUUGCACCAGAUCACUCAGAAGGUUGUCAUCAAAGGUUGUCAUCAUUUCAGGAUAUAGAAGGCUUAAAGGAAAAUAAUACUGUAGACAUGGCUGAUGCAGCUGAAGUGUCAGAGGAAAACACUUGGAUGAAAGAAACAAUUGGCAGUAGCAAUACACCAAUGACCAGCUUUAUGACAGGCAUUACUUUCAGUAUUGAAAGCUCUCGCAUGUGCAUGUCACCUCUUGCAGAAAGCAGCGCAAUUCCUUGUGAUAACAGUAGUAUUCAGGUGGACAGUGGUUACAAUACACAGACUUGUGGAAACAGCAUUAUGGAUACUGCAGGGGCUGAAAACAGUUGCAGAGAAAAUGAUGUGAACACUAUCGUGUUUCAGAAUAAAUCUCAGCUGCUUAGAACAAAGGAGUGCUCUGUUUUAAGCCAUAAGGACAAUCAAUUGCUGAGAACAAAAUCUCCAGAGAAGCAAUCCUGUUUUCAAAAAGCCAAAACACAUAGCACUGUAUUUGGUCAAAAUUCAACUUGCAACAUUUCUGCUUGGAAACUUAAAAAUGAAAAUCAAGUUCAGGGAUUUCACAAAAGUGUUCAGAGGUGCUAAAGAGAAUGCACAGAAGUGCUGACUUCUAUCAAACUCUCAAACCUUCCUUAAGGCUAUUAACAAGAAACUCUACCAUCAUUUCUUCACUUUGCAGAAAUGUUUAUUUUCACCCACAGGACAAAGGUGUAGAUAUACAUGAUUUUAAAAUUUGUUCUGCAUUCUUCGUCAUAAAAAAGUAGCUUUAAAAAAAAUUCUUUACAGAUAAUUAAAAUGUGUAUUUAAAAAGU